AUGGCGUCAGUAAGGAAAAGAAAGAUGGCAAGAUCGUCCGUCAAAAAGGCGAGCAGAAAACAUAAGGAUCGCAGGAGGAAGGUUAACAUCACAAGUAACCCCAUCAUCGCCAAAAAUUGGGACUAUUCUUUGACACUAGCCCAAAAUUAUGAGCUAUUAGGUCUGAGGUCGAAGCUGCAGAGUCCUGCGGGAGGUAGAGAGGCUAAGUUGGAUAAAGUCGUUUCAAAGGAACCUGUGACUAGUUCGACGUUUAUGGAGAGCGAUGACGAAUUUGGUCCAGAAUCGAAGACCACUGACAGCGAGGAAGAAGAAGACGUAUUAGACGAAGAGAGCAUCUUACAAGGUGAAGCGAGAAUCAUUCGUGAUUCUGAAGGGACCGUAAUUAAGGUUCUUUAUGGAAAGAAGAAGGGAUCGGCCACGGAACUGGCUGCGGACAAUGGCUCAGAUUCACCAGCUGAAACGAAUACUGUAAGAGAGUUGAAAGCUUUUGCAUCAAGACCCUGCGUCAAAAAGGAAAGGGUGCCCAGCGAACGAGAAGAGCUUUGGCUGAAAGCUCUCUACGAAAAACACGGUGACAACUACAAAAAGAUGUUUUUUGACAAAAAGCUGAAUAUUAAUCAACAGUCAGAGGGUGAUCUAAAAAGACGACUAGAAAGGUGGAAGACAAGACACGCAAUCGUCUGA
This is a messenger RNA of Lachancea dasiensis, 684 nucleotides long. Lineage: Eukaryota; Fungi; Ascomycota; Saccharomycetes; Saccharomycetales; Saccharomycetaceae. The record is from the annotation of a GenBank genome assembly.